Molecule: messenger RNA, 312 nt
Organism: Magnusiomyces paraingens
Lineage: Eukaryota; Fungi; Ascomycota; Dipodascomycetes; Dipodascales; Dipodascaceae
Exons: 2
Coding region: 1-312 (103 amino acids)
Biological process (GO): mitochondrial respiratory chain complex IV assembly
Cellular component (GO): respiratory chain complex IV; mitochondrion; mitochondrial intermembrane space
Source: RefSeq, a predicted model, not a curated record
AUGACCACUGAACACCCCAACCAAGACUCCGUUCUCAAAAAGUCUGGCAGAAAGUUGUGCUGGGACGCUCGCGACAAGUACUUUGCGUGUCUCGACAAGGCCAAUAUCAUUGACGUUCGCAAGCCAGAAAACGCCGCAAAGUCGCAGCAAUUGUGUGGCUCUGAAGAGGCAGACUUUAAUAAAGAUUGCAUCGCCAGUUGGGUCGACUACUUUAGAACUAAAAGAGCAAACGAUUGGGAAAGAGAUCAACAACUCAAGAAGCUCCAGGCUCAAGGUGCCAUUCCUCUGGAUUCUACAAUCAGAUUCAAAUAA